AUGACUUCUCAAGUCAGUAUGCCGACAUUUGACCCUCGGGAAGAAUCCGCAAAACUUGUGGAGCAUUUUAUUAUAAUGAAUGGAGAACCUGAGUUUGAUGAUAAAUUCAUUUCUACAAUGAUGGCCGUCCUUAGGAGUCGAAUUUUAAAGUAUAAGAAGAAGGCGAGGGGAGACAAGGUCGAAUUUUCUGACGAAGAAGCCAACCAUGCAGAGCUAUUGCUUUAUAUGAUAAGUGCUCUAGGCCGGAUGACUCCCGAUCUAAAGGAAAAAUAUAAGGUCUGGAAUGUGUUGCAGACAAUCAUAAAGCCUGACAACAUGUUCCCUAAAACCUACCAAAACAUUUCCCAAGCUUUGUUUGAUGAGUUUGAGGCUAUCGAAUGGGGCAAGCCUAUCGAAACCGAGACGGCUAAAAAGCUGAGACGUGGCGGGCCUGCUCAAGCAGGGAAGCCUCUCCUAUUUGUGGCAAAACCCUCGCCCAAAGGUCAUCCAAUCUUCGGAUUGGAGGGCCCCAUGCACCAUAUAUGGCGAUCUCAAGGGACUUGGGCUGGCGCAAGAAUAAGCUAUGUGUUCGAUCCUAGCUUUUCACGCAGAGACUUUAAAAUUUUCGGACAUAACGGGCUUACAGUGGGGGACUGCUGGCCCCUCUUGGUUGCUGCAUUCCGAGACGGAGCUCAUGGAGAAAGAGUUGCAGGAAUUUCUGGCACUGGCACCCAUGGCUGCUACAGCGUUCUCGUUUCCGGAGGAUUAUACAAGGACCAAGACGUCGGAGAUCGCAUAUUGUACUCGGACAGUAGGGCCCAUGUAGCAACCGAACCGACGCCUGACCGAGACAACAAGUACGUCAGGGCUCUGCUGCGGUCGUGCGAAACCAAGCGUCCUAUUCGAGUCAUCCGCUCUUUUAAUGGCAACUGGAAGCACAGUCCCAGAGCUGGAUGCAGGUAUGACGGCUUGUAUGUGGUCGACAAGUAUACGGUGGCGACGAACACACAAAAGGGAGCCUUCCUCCAGUUUCAUCUGCGUCGGCUUCAGGGUCAGCCACCGAUUGAUGUUUCAAAGCCCACCGUGGACCAGGAGCGAGAAUUCGAUAAAGUCCGCCUAGGUUACUAA
Molecule: messenger RNA, 1107 nt
Organism: Venustampulla echinocandica
Lineage: Eukaryota; Fungi; Ascomycota; Leotiomycetes; Helotiales; Pleuroascaceae
Exons: 3
Coding region: 1-1107 (368 amino acids)
Biological process (GO): negative regulation of gene expression via chromosomal CpG island methylation; protein ubiquitination
Molecular function (GO): ubiquitin protein ligase activity
Source: RefSeq, a predicted model, not a curated record